Prorocentrum cordatum is the source of this 1737-nucleotide messenger RNA. The record is from the annotation of a GenBank genome assembly. NCBI's taxonomy places the organism in Eukaryota, Dinophyceae, Prorocentrales, Prorocentraceae.
AUGCUGGCUGCGCUCGGGGUCCUCGCAGCGGGACACGGCGACGGUCGUCGCGCGCAGGCUUGGGACCCAGCAAGUGGUUUCAUCUGGGGCAGUUGUGGUGACAGCCUGCCAGACGAGGCCGAUGUCACUAGCUGCGACCUCGUCGACGGCUCAUCCUGCUCGGAUCACUUGUCCGAUGGCCCUCCAGACGCAGACAUCGAGGUCGUCCUGGGGAACUUGCCCGCGUCGACGAGUGAGGACCCUGUGCAUUUGCAGUGGUGGGCUGGGUUCAAGAGCGAGCACGAAUACCAGCCUUUAGUCAGUGCACACGGUGCCGCUAUAUACAACGACAUGCAUAUCGCCUAUCCAAAAUAUUGGGAACCUGGUUUCAAUGGAGGGAACGUGCGCGUAAAUGAGUCUGGCAUUGCUGUUGUUCGGUUCGCCGCACCCUCUACAUACUAUGUCAAGCCUUACCUCGCUUGGCCUCACGUGCAUUUCAGAGUGUGCAAAGGUGGCGCAGGUGCAGCUUUCUACUACGACUCGCUCGUCUUCGCGAAGUCGGUGUUCAUGGUGUCCAGGUCUCAGGGCAGUCCGAUAGUCAUUCUUUCACUGAGUCGCUACGACUCGGAUCAUGGGGUGCAGAAUUAUUCGAUUCCAGAGUCCAUUGGAUACUUGAGUAUCCCCAGCACAUCGACGGCAACUACCUUGACGAUUUCCACCACCAGCGUCUCCAGCGUUGUCGACUUCAGCAGUGACGCAUACUCACUGACGGCCACUACUACCGCCACGAUCAGUAGGCCUGCUACGGGGUCUCUGCCCGAGAUUCUCAUGAGCGCGGAAAUGGAGGCACUCACGCUCGAUGCAUUAGAGUUCUCUCCUGUCUACGAUUGCCUCGUCGACGGGACCGUCUUCGACCAUUUCUCUGGGUCCUGUGCAGACGCCUGCCCGGGCGACGCGGAGCUGCAGUAUGGCCAGUGUGUGCUCCCAGAGAUAGAGGCCAGCUCUCGAGUCACCCUCACGGCUUCAUGGCAUCUGGAGGUGCACUGCGAAGAGCUCUGCGGCUUGGGCAUGGAGAACGAGACGCUCCACCACGUUCGCCUGGCUGUCGCUGGCCACUUGGACGUCCCCUUCCAGGAGGUCGCGCGGGCAGCCCUGACCUGGCUGCACGCGGACGGCCGCCGCCUCUCGACAGGGGCGAGGGUCGCCGUCCUGUCCGUCCAGGUCGAGACGAGUCGCCACGACGAGGUCAACGGCCUCGACAAGCUCAGGGUCUUCGCGGCGAACCCCAGCAGCAUCGGCCAGCUCCUUGGCAUGAACGUUAACGAGGCUCACGUUCUGCCGGAUGGUGCCAUCAUCAGCGGCGGACCCACCUGGACGAUCAGAGACGACAGCGACCCUUUUGCGGUGGCGUACGAGGUCCUCCUCGGAUCGCAGGUGGACGGUGGCAAGCAGGAGAGUACAGCUGACAGUCUGCUUCCCGCUGGGGUCAUCGUUGGGCUUGCUGCUUCGGUGGUAGCAUUUGGAUUCGCAUGUGGGUGGUUGCUUUGGGUGUUUCGUCGACGCUCGCGAAGGGCGCUGGCGGCAAACGAAGAGGUCGAGGUCCCCAAAGUGGCAGGCACUGCAGUCCCGAAGGGGAAGACUACCUGCAUGGAACGUGAUGCGCAGGAUGGCUCGGCGUGUCAGGAUGUGCAGGGUGGCGUUGCUCCUCGGGAUGAUGCUGGUUGUCAGGACGAGCAGGUUGAUGACAUUGAGAUCUGA